UUAGGCCGUCUCCUGUGUAUGUAAUUAAGGACCUUGGAUUCCUUUGUUCAGGCAUCUUGGGUUUGCUAGUGCCAGGCAGAGAUGCUACAUUUGUUGUCUUGUGAUGUGAAUAAGGUGUCCACGUCCACAAGACAUCAACUCAUUGGGAUAAAGCGGCGUGAUACUGGAUUGGCUCCACCAAGGCAGUGGGAUCUCGUGCCUGAUAAACAGAUGAUGCUAGAGGAGCAACCAUUGCAGUGUGAUGCAGGACAGGAAGAAAUUCAAAUAGUAACAAGAGGCUUGGGCACAAAGAUCCAGGACGAUAUAUAUGCUCUAUGUAUGCAAAUCUACCUAGCGAGCUUGAAACGAAGAUUUUUGAGACAAAGAGAGGGAUAAAUUUAAACCCUAUAUGAUCAAGGCACAAAGAUCCAGAAGUAGAAAUGUGCCAAAGCUGGGGCGUCCCAUGGUCCCUAGCGAGCUAGGAUGCCCACGAAAUGAAUCUGAGGGUGCGAAUAGCUCAGCUCGGGCAGAUAAAAUGUUGUAAUGUCCAGACUAGAGCAGCAGCACAAGAUGAAGUGUAAUUGUAAUACGGAAUUACUUGUCACAAAAAUGGAUGUAUCAAUCUGCAACUAAAAUACAUCUAGAUACAUUCAUUUCUUGACGAGUAAUUCCGAACGGGGAGGGAGUACUAGACUAGAGCAGCUCCUUGCUAUCCUGACACUCUGUUUUUAGUGGCCUUGCCCAAAACUGAAGGAAUGCUUCGAGUGUAUGCAAUAGGAGGAAAUGCAGCAGCAGCAAAACAAACAAAAUUGGAUUACCUCGGUCUUCACUCCAUUUUGAGGUGGUUGAUGUCUCUGGCCCUGCAGAGCAGACAUGAUGGAUUGUUUGAUUUAGUGAAGAAAUAAAUACUCUGAGAUUAGAUUA
This is a messenger RNA of Triticum dicoccoides, 903 nucleotides long. Its product is annotated as 26S proteasome regulatory subunit 7-like. Bases 82 to 375 code for a protein of 97 amino acids. The record is from RefSeq and is a predicted model, not a curated record. The transcript is spliced from 5 exons. Lineage: Eukaryota; Viridiplantae; Streptophyta; Magnoliopsida; Poales; Poaceae.